Molecule: messenger RNA, 7998 nt
Organism: Cavia porcellus (domestic guinea pig)
Lineage: Eukaryota; Metazoa; Chordata; Mammalia; Rodentia; Caviidae
Gene: Itgb8
Product: integrin subunit beta 8
Exons: 15
Coding region: 805-2703 (632 amino acids)
Biological process (GO): integrin-mediated signaling pathway; cell migration; cell adhesion mediated by integrin
Cellular component (GO): cell surface; focal adhesion; integrin complex
Molecular function (GO): integrin binding
Source: RefSeq, a predicted model, not a curated record
UUGUAUUUUCUUGACCCAACGUCUUGGGAUGGCACGAGGGGUUCCUGACCAAAGCAUCGCGCCCAGGUAAGUGGCAGAUGCCAGUCACAGUCUGCCCUGAGAACUUUAGGAGGGCUGGCGUGUGGCGGUGUCAAGGAUUUCUGCCACGGAACGACAGCGACAAGAAUGUUACACCUGGAGACACUGGGUGUUGCUCCUGGGUCCUGGGGGAGCAGUGACUGAGUGGAGCUUGGGAGGGAGGUUCUGUGUUACACCAUCAGUGUGGAGGUUUGGUACAUCCUUGGGGCAUCCUCCAUACACGAUGCACUUCUCAUCUUUCUAGGAUGUGGGUCCAGCAACCACCAACUUGGAUUUGAUUCAAGGAUGUGGAUAAAGCAAUUCUUUUCCUUAAAAAAAGAAAGAAAAAAAGAAAAAGUUGACUUUCCUACAGAAUUAAUCCUUCACUGAGCUCAGUGUCAGACUCAAGAAGCAGAAAGAAUCCUAGUCCAGGACUGACAGCUUUCAUUCCAAUCAGACCUCUUAGAAUACAAUAGAUGCAUCUCUUCAAACGCAGCAUCGUGCACCAGCUGCCUUGAGCUGGGCCCUGAAUGCGGAUGGUGUGCUCAAGAGGAUUUCAUUUCAGGUGGAUCAAGAAGCGAACGUUGUGAUAUUGUUUCCAAUUUAAUAAGUAAAGGCUGUUCAGUGGAGUCCAUAGAAUACCCAUCUGUACAAGUCAUUAUACCCAAUGAAGAUGAAAUUAACACCCAGGUGACACCAGGGGAAGUGUCAAUCCAACUGCGUCCAGGAGCCGAGGCUAAUUUUAUUAUGAAAAUUCAUCCUCUGAAGAAAUAUCCUGUAGAUCUUUAUUAUCUGGUUGAUGUAUCAGCAUCAAUGCACAAUAAUAUAGAAAAAUUAAAUUCUGUCGGAAAUGACUUAUCUAGAAAAAUGGCAUUUUUCUCCCAUGACUUCCGCCUUGGAUUUGGGUCAUAUGUUGAUAAGACCGUUUCUCCAUACAUUAGCAUCCACCCGGAGAGGAUCCAUAAUCAGUGCAGUGACUACAAUUUAGACUGUAUGCCUCCCCAUGGGUAUAUCCAUGUACUGUCUCUGACAGAAAAUAUCACUGAGUUUGAAAAAGCAGUUCACAGACAAAAGAUCUCUGGAAAUAUUGACACCCCCGAAGGAGGUUUUGAUGCCAUGCUUCAGGCAGCCGUCUGUGAGAGUCAUAUUGGAUGGAGAAAAGAAGCUAAAAGAUUGCUGCUGGUGAUGACAGAUCAGACAUCUCAUCUCGCUCUUGAUAGCAAACUGGCAGGGAUAGUGGUGCCAAAUGACGGAAACUGCCAUCUGAAAAACAAUGUCUACGUCAAAUCAACAACCAUGGAACAUCCCUCACUAGGUCAACUUUCAGAAAAACUAAUAGACAACAACAUUAAUGUCAUUUUCGCAGUUCAAGGAAAACAGUUUCAUUGGUAUAAGGAACUUCUACCCCUUUUGCCUGGCACCAUUGCUGGUGAAAUAGAAUCAACAGCGGCCAACCUCAACAAUUUGGUAGUAGAUGCCUACAAGAAGCUCAUUUCAGAAGUGAAAGUCCAAGUGGAAAACCAGGUACAAGGUGUCUAUUUUAAUGUAACUGCCAUCUGUCCAGAUGGCGCCCGAAAGCCAGGCACGGAUGGGUGUGGAAACGUGACAAGCAGCGAUGAAGUUCUUUUCAAUGUAACAGUUACAAUGAAAAACUGUGAUGUCACAGGAGGAAAAAACUAUGCAAUAAUCAAACCAAUUGGUUUCAAUGAAACCACUAAAAUUCACAUAUAUAAAAGCUGCAGCUGUCAGUGUGAGGACCACAAAAGGCCAAGAAGGAAGUGUGUAGACGAGACUCUUCUCGACUCCAAGUGCUGGCAGUGUGAUGAGAGUGACUGUCGUUUGGAAGAAGACAGAUUUCUGUCUGAAAGUUGCAAGCCACAAAAGGACCAACCUGCUUGCAGUGGCCGAGGAGUUUGUGUUUGUGGGAAGUGCGUAUGUCACAGAACUAAGCUUGGAAAAGUUUAUGGAAAAUACUGUGAAAAGGAUGAUUUUUCCUGUCCGUAUCACCAUGGAAAUCUAUGUGCGGGGCAUGGAGAGUGUGAAGCUGGCAAAUGCCGAUGCUUCAGUGGCUGGGAUGGGGAUCAGUGCCAGUGCCCGUCAGCGUCCGCUCAGCACUGUGUCAACUCCAAGGGCCAGGUGUGCAGCGGGAGAGGCACGUGUGUGUGCGGCAGAUGCGAGUGCACCGACCCCAGGAGCAUCGGCCGCUUCUGCGAACACUGCCCCACCUGCCACUCAGCCUGCGGUGACAACUGGAACUGCAUGCAAUGCCUUCACCCUCACAAUCUGUCUCAAGCUGUACUUGCUCAGUGUAAAACCUCAUGUGCUCUCCUGGAUCAACUUUAUGUUGACCAAGCAUCAGAAUGUUUAUCCAGCCCUAGCUACUUACGAAUAUUCUUCAUCAUAUUCAUAGUUACUUUCUUGAUUGGGUUGCUGAAGGUCCUUAUCAUUAGGCAGGUGAUACUACAGUGGAAUAGUAGUAAAGUCAAGUCCUCAUCAGAUUACAGAAUGUCCACCUCAAAAAAGGAUAAGUUGAUUCUUCAGAGUGUUUGCACAAGAGCAGUCACCUACCGACGUGAGAAGCCCGAAGAAAUAAAAAUGGAUAUCAACAAAUUAAAUGCUCAUGAGACUUUCAGGUGCAACUUCUAAAAGAAGACUUUAAAAAUAUUCUGUGGGAAACUGGAUUUUUAAAUAUUGCUCCUAAAAAAUAUUAAGUGUAAAAGUCACAAGAAGAAACAAAUUGUUCAAGACCAUGACAACUGUUGGUUGUAUAUUUGAAUGAAGACUGACACGCAUCCUCAUUGCCAUGUGACUCACAUAGCUGCUGAAUUUUUCAGAAAAAAAAAUGUGUCUUACUACUGUUUUGAGACUAGUGUCAUGUAGCACUUUACUGUAAUAUAUAACUUAUUUAGAUCAGCAUAGAAUGUAGAUCAUCUGAAGAGCACUGAUUACACUUUGCAGGUACCUGUCAUUCCUGCGCUUCCCAGAGACACAAUGUUCUUGGAUAGAUUAGUACUGUGUCACUAUAAGGGUGCAGCAACAAUCCUGCCCUGAACAUGCGGAUGAAAACAUAACCCGGCAGUUACAUACUAAAAUUGCCAAACCCUUCAACUAUUGGCAGUGAUUAGCCAAGAAUCCUAGGCUCGUUCAGAAGGUGAACAGAUAGAACCAUAAUCUUAAGGAAUAUUGCUAUGUGGUUUGAUGCAUGUGUUUAUGUGUUCUCCUUUUUACAAAAUGGAUAUUAAUUCCAACAAUCUCUCCUUUUUGCAUUUAUACUUUGCCUUUACUCUUUCCGGGAUAAGUUUAUAUAUGUCACAGAUGACUGGAUUAAAUAAGUGCUAAGGUACUACUGCCAUAAACCUGUAAUACAAUGUCACUUUACUAGAAUAACUGGUUUUAAAAACUGAAUGUUAAGAAAGGACACUGUAAAGUAUCAUCUAAACCUGAACAACUUCAGUAUUUAAAGAUGUGGUAUUUUCUUACCUGGUAAACUGGAUGGAUUGUUUCAUCAUUUCACUAGUCUAAUAUGUAAAUUGAAAUUUACAAGACAAUGAGAAACUGCCUCAAGCAAAGUCCCUCAUUUGUAGAUGAGUUUGCUAAGAUUUGCUCCAAAUAGAUAUAAAUUUUUUCUAACAAAAAGCUAUGUAUAAUCUUUUGCCCUUUAAUGCAACCUAAAGAUAUUCUUUCUUUGAAUUCAUUCCAAUCUAACCCAUCAGAUAUCAUGAAAGUGUAAAAUUGGAAGAAGAAAAUAUAAUGUUUUAGAAAUAAGUUAGUUCUCUUUAGUAAGGGGACUGAAGCUCAGUAAUUUAAAUGAUUUCUCAAAGAAAUAUCCAAGUGAUGAAGUGGCAGCAUUAGGUUGAGAGUUUAUGUCUUCUAAUUGCAAGCUAGUACUCAUUGCACAAUAGCAUGCUACCUCUUGAAUCUUUACAAUACUCAAUUGGCCAAGUUUUUAAAAUCUGGUUUGCUGAUGUAAAUAUAUGGAGUUGAGAAAAUUUCAAGGCAGGAUAGAAAACAAUCCAACUAAAUUGUCCUUAAUUGAUUUCCAUUCUUUCCUACUAAUUAGCAGCAUGGCAUAACCCAGAGAAAUCUCUUCACAUUAUAGCCUACAAACAGCGCCCCCUGGAGUUGUGCUUUGCUCAAUUCCGGAUUUCUUUUUAAGGUCUGUGAGCCCUAACUUAUUUGAAGGAAACUCCUUCACAUUGCAUACCCCUAUAGACCUAUUCAGUUUGAGUUUAUUGGCUAGCAGUACAACUGGCCUGUGUGAGGUACAAUUUUACCUAAACAGCAAAGGAAAUUAUUUCAAAUUCCUUUGAAAUUCCCAGACUUUCUGUCUUCCAAUAUUUGAGUGAAAGUUCUAGAUGAAAACUAACUUCCAUCCUGUAUUCUGCCCCAGAGAGAGCUGAAAAUAAUGUUAAGUUGUUUUAAGGCUGACAAACACAACAACUUCAUUAACUGUCCUCUAUAGCUAGCAGCUAUGAUGAUGCUAAAUUGAAUAUAAUUUCCUUUCCCAAACAAGAAGUUGGGGACACUGUUUAUUUCUGUUGUGUGACUCACUUGUACAAGAAAAUUGUGGUUACUAAUGACGAUAUAUCUUACAUCUUGUAGUCUAACACAUAUACACACCCUUUUAUGAAUACAUAAAUGAAUGGAUGCUUGAGAACUCACCAAAACAAAACAUGGGAAGAUAAUCUAUCAUUGAAAGUGCUGACAGUUUAAAAAUUAACAUUACAGUGUUUGUGAACAAUAAAUUAUUAUAAGGAAUGAGCAAAACAGCGUAAUAAAAUUAAAUCCUUAAAAAUUAAGGAUUUAUAUAUUUUAAACCCUCACUAAUUUGCACUAACUUCCAAGUGGACCAAGUCUGUUUUCAUGGGAAGGGUUAAACUUCCUUGUAGGCAAUGCAGUGCUACAUGGUGAUUGUACUUAUGUUUGGGAUGUGUUGUGUGUUUUUUUUUUUUUUUAUUUACUUAAAAAGCUAAUUCAUAAAGACUUUAGGGCUUAUAUUUUACUUGAAUAAUAAUAUUUUUUCUGUGUAAUGGUUUGUGAGAAGAUAAUUAAUAUUUGACUAGUUAUAAUUAAUUAAAAGAUAAGGGGAAACAGGGUAUUCUUAGAUUAAAUAAUUUAUGUAAAUAGAACCUAUUUUCAGCUACAGUGACCACAGGAACCUUUUGAGAUUCAUGGAUAUUAAAUGCAAUUAAUGAAAUUUUAACUUGCUAACAAAAUUAGGAACUUGAGAAACACUUUGGUACAGUAUCAUGUUUGUGCCCUAAAAUCUGCUAAUGACUAAUAAGAAAUGUACCAUACAUACACUACAACAUAACUGCAUGCAGCUGAUUUCUCUGGGACAUCUUCACACUGUAGUAUACAUGUGUUUAUACGUAUCUGAUAUAUUUUUGGAAAACUGCUGGUAUUUAUUAUGCCACAGACAUUCUGUAGAAAACUUAAAAAUUAACUAAAAAUCUUAUGUCCCAAAUGUUCGACUUAGUUUUGAUUUAUAAAUAUAACAAAAAAACUAGCUAUUUCUAGAGCAAAUUUUUCAAAAUUCAAAAAUAUUAAAAUUAGAGGUUGAAGGUUUAGCUCAGCACACCUGCCCGGCAAGUGCAAGGUCUUGAGUUUAAUCCUUGCCAACUAAAGAAAAAAAUAAAAAAAAUAGAUAAAAUAAAAUAAGUGGAUACAUCAGAACAUUUCACCAAAUAAUAAAAAUCUUUAAAGUACUUCAUUUCCAUUGAAAAUAUUUUAUGUACACAAGCAGGCAUCCAUGAGACACUGAAAUAGUCUGUGCUAUAUUUUGAAAAUUUUACUUCAUAGAAUUGUACUCCUCCUGAUACCCAUUUACUAGAUUAGAUGCAAGGCUUUUCCUUACUUUCCUGAGUCCUAUUUUUAUCUACUUACUAUUUCCCAAGAGAUUUCCCUAAAACUUUAAGGUCAAUAAGCCUAAUUAUGAAAAAUAAUAGAAUGUAAUGGUAUAAAUAAGUUCUUCACUUCCAAAUAUUGCUUGCUGAUUUUAAUAUUCAUUUGCGUCCAUGUUCUAAACAGGGACAGAUCUGUUAAAACUAAGAAUUUUAAAUUUUUACAAGUCAGCUUCGUUCCAUUCUCAAAGAUUCACAAUACAUAUGUUGUCAUAAGUGUAGAAAAUGAAUUUCAGUUACUUAGAAGCUCAAUUAUAUUUCUAUUAUAUUCUCUUUUUUACUUUUAAUAUUUAAUUUAUAAAUGUAUUUAUCUAAACCUCCACUUAAUGCAGUGCAAACUUUUUCAAAGGAGUAUAGAAGGAGACUGCAUUCAGAUCAUUUCCUUUUUCUCUUGUAUUUCUUACAUAGCAAAUUUAUUAUGUAUAACUGACUGUACAUAUCCAUAUGUGUCUCACUGAUUUUAAAACACACACCUUUUCAAUUUAAUAACUCUGGAAUUGUGAUUUCCUGAAAUUGCAAUGUCUCAUUGGCAUCUUAGGUGCAGUGUUUUGAAUGAAUAUUACACUAAUUCAAUUUUAACUAAACAUUCAUGACUAUUGAAAUACUCCUUAUAAAUGUUGGUGAAUUCAUUUAUCAUAAUAUAUGAGGCCAAUUUUCAAUAAAAUUACAUUAUAAACAAUUUCCUUUUGUCAGCUCUGAUCCUGCAUAUAUUUAAGUUACAAAAGUUGAAAGCCCCAAAGAACUCUUAUUCAUAUUUUAAGCCAUGAAUAAUGAUUUCAGCAAACCUAAGUUAACUGACAAGAAUGGGUGAGUUUCUCCAACUGUUGUUAAAAAAUUUUUAUUCUUUCUAAUUCUAAGGAAUUUUUAUAAGAUCAUCUCACAUUUAAAUAAAAUUAACUGGAUAAAUGUCCCAUCAAGCCAUCAUAAUUAGGUGUUAUAGCAUCUUACGUCUCAUUUCAACUGCAGGAGGAAAAUAAAAUACAACAAAUCUGUCUUCUCCAGUUCUCCUACUUUUUGCUUUUCAUCCUUUCUGUUCUUUUUAUGAUUUUCUUUCAAACCCAUGUAAUAACUGUUGUAAAAUUGCAUACCUACAUUAUUUUCAUUAUGUAAAACAAUUGUUCAGCUUUCAGAGCAGCUUUUAAUGAAAUACCUGAAAGUCAUAACACUACUCUUAAUCUACCUGAAAUACUCUUUUGCAUAAGAUUUUUAUGUCUAUAAGUUAACUCUAUUGAUCAGGUUUCCAGCCUCUACAACCAACUUUAUCUACAAUUGUCUAAUAAAACAGUACAAAAACUGUAAUCAUCAAGAAUUGAAAAUAUGUGAUUUAUAUAGAGUUUAACAACUUUACACUAUCCAACAGACAAAUGUGAUUUUGAUAAGACUUCAACUUUAUGGUACAUAGAUUUUAUUAAAAAUAUUAAGUAUAGAAUAUUUUAAUUUUAAAUUAUAAGAAAAUACAAAUUUGCACAUAUUAAUAUAGAAAUUCAUUUGUGUAUAUUUAACAUACUUUUAAAAUUAUUUUACAUGUAUCUGCUACUUUACUAAGGUUUUUAAACCUCUGCAAAAAUAAAAAAUGUUUUUAAAUUAUCAGUAACAUAAUCUUAUUGUGUUUCACAUAACAUAUACUGCCUUUGUAAAAAAAUUAAUAUAGAAUAUAUUUUUAAAUUAAAGUAUUUGAAUAUGGAAUAGCUGUAAGAAAGAAGUAAAUUCUUCCUGAACAUGUUUCAUAUUGUUUCUGGCUUUGGAUUAUACAUAUAGCUACAUUGCCUUAAAUGAUACAGAAGAUUGAGAAUAUGAUAAUUUCACAUAAUAUACUAUGAACCUGCUCACACAACUCUUAACUGACUACUAACUUUGGUUUUAUGUAUUUAUUAAAGAGCUGACACUGUAGAUUGUUGUGAGAUGUUUAUUUUUUUAACAGAGCUUAUUACCGUUAUGACAAGGCAUUUAAUUAAUGCACCAUUCUGUUCAAAAGUAGUUGCUAAUCAAUAUGAAAUUUUGUGUUUUAAAAUAAAAUGUAAAGAUUUAAGAAUACAAA